CCGAAGAAGAAGUCGAUGGAUGGACAUCUGAGGAAGAUGAACAACUUGACGAAGAAUACUGUCGCCAAUUUACCGAGUCUCUGGGUUUCGAUAUUGAUGGUAAUGUUCGUAUGAUAUAGGAAACUAGGCAUUGAUAUAUGGUUAGAUACGUGGCAAUACAUGAGUGGAGACAGUAGCUGUGAGACGUGGCAAGAGAAGAUUGGUCGAUGGGAGUGUUAGAGGAAGAAUCGAGACGCAGAGAUAUAUAGCUAAUGAGGAUCAUUUGCAGAAGAAUAAGAAGAUUUGGAUUUGUUGUUUAUCGUUUCCUUUUGGAUUCUCUCUGAGAAUCGUUCCUCAUCAUUCGCCGGAGUUUCAUGUUGAACUCUUGUAGAUGAGAAGUUGAUAUCGCGUUUUAUGAACGUUGUAUCAAUCUGUCAUUUUCAUUAAUCGAAGUAUUCUAUUUCGUUCCUCUGUUUUCCGUUAUCACUGGUAUCAGAGCAAGACGACCUCGGAAUCCAGGGCAGAGAUCAAAGCUACUAGAACGAAUCCGUUGUCAAAUCGCACAAUGAAGAUUCGUCGGAGCAUAUCGUGGGAAGAGAUUAACGAGAGAAGGUUGAAGGGGUUAUGUGUGUUUUGCGAAGAGCCAGAAACUCUCGAUCACCACCUAAAACACAAGAAAUUAGGAAUUCUCAUGAUUGAUGGUGAUGAAGAUCAACUUCCUAAUGUUGAAUUUGGUGAAUCAAUUGAACAUCGUAAGGUGAAGUUGGUGUGCGAAGCUCAAGAGGAGAACCUCAAGUUGGAGAAUCACGAGAUGUUGGUACAGAAAGCGAUCUUAGAGAAAGAAUCAAUUCCACCAUUUCAGGUACCACUUGCUAACUCAGAUAUUUUGAGGAGUAUGGAACUUAGGGAAGUAAAUUUAGGGUUGGAAAUGGUGCUGAACGAGAAUCUAGAGCAAGAGUGGGUUCAAAAGAACAUUAGUAAGAGAUUUGAGGUUGAAGGUGAUGUUGAGAAGGAUUACAAAGUGCCAAGUAUCACAGAAAAUGACUAUGCACAUAAGGUGUUCGAUAAAAUGCCUCUCAUAGUACACAGUAAGAAGAGACAUAUUAAGUGUCCCAAGGGUUGGAGGUUCAAAUUCAAACAACGGAGUCAACAUAAGGGCAGGUCACGAAAGGCACAUAAACAGACUUACAGAGGGGUUGUCAAGUACAAAUAUCCUUGUUCAAAUACUAAAGUUGCAUUGAUGAAGAAGAACAAGUUUACCAAAGUUUGGUCCAUGCUGAAAGAUGAUUGUUACAUGGAAGAUGAUCAAGUGAAUCAUGAAACAUUUCCAGUGUGGCUACUUGUUAGAUUCAAGUUUUGGAAAUUCAAGCUCAUGAACAUGAAUUUGCAGAAAAUGAUGAGAGAGUAUAGAUACUCCAGCCUCCUUCAACUAAUGUUUGAUAAGGGUAAACAUGAUGAGAAAUUCAGUGUGGCCAGCGCUGCUAACAUGAGAGGUUUGCUAGGUAUAAUGUCUGAUCAAGAAAGACAUGAUGCGAUUCUAAGAAGUGCUCCUUAUGCAAAUUUGGGGACAAUAUCGUUUAUGGAAAUAGAUUCUUUGAGUGACCAGAGUCAACUGAUUCAAGAACAAGCCAGGAAUCAUUCCACGGAUUCAAUUAUGGAGCUUAGUUUGCUACAACCAAAGGACUCGUUUCUCAAACAUCAGCCACAAACAGUGAGCCAAUGUUUAUUGGUUGGAAGAUUGUAUGAGCAAGCUCAUCAGAAGGGACUGAUUAUCAGAAAAGAUGGUGGGGAUUAUGAGAAAGGAGCUCAACCUUUAAAUUUUCCAAGGGAAGCUGCAGGACUUUCUUUAAGUAACAUUCAAAUGCACAUUCCUUCACCUAUGGAUAAAGACUCCACGGAUGAGAAGCAAGUGGCUUCUGUUGGUGUGAACAAAUGUUUGCAGCCACAAGAAUUGAACUGUCUCUCUAUUAGAUUGAAGAGAAAAACUUUACAAGACCUGCAAAAGUUUACAAUUGGUGUUGUGCUGUUCCUAAUCAAGCAUAAAUGGAGAUUUAAGUUCCUACAUUCAGCUUCAGAGUUGCUGUUAUAUUUCGACAGUUUAGAGCUUUCCACUAGUUAUGCAAAUUUGUGGGAUUGCUUAUGGACGGGGGGGUCCUCUACAGUGCGUUAUGAAUAUUCUAUUUGGAAACAGAGUGACAAAGGGACGCAACUCUUUUCCAGCAGGAGAUUGGUUGUUUACAAGCUUGGAAGUGAGGCCAAGAAUGUUAUAGAGGUGUCUCAACGUGUGUAUCAGCUUGUUAAACUGAAAUUUGCCAAAGACGAACGAAAGCUUGAAGUCAUACAGAGCCAAACCUUUGACCCUGGGAUUGGACUUGAAUCACAAGAGCUACUUGAGAAUACCUAUUCGAACUGAACCUUGUGGUCAAGGUUCUUCCAACAGGGGAGCUCUGAUAUAGGAAACUAGGCAUUGAUAUAUGGUUAGAUACGUGGCAAUACAUGAGUGGAGACAGUAGCUGUGAGACGUGGCAAGAGAAGAUUGGUCGAUGGGAGUGUUAGAGGAAGAAUCGAGACGCAGAGAUAUAUAGCUAAUGAGGAUCAUUUGCAGAAGAAUAAGAAGAUUUGGAUUUGUUGUUUAUCGUUUCCUUUUGGAUUCUCUCUGAGAAUCGUUCCUCAUCAUUCGCCGGAGUUUCAUGUUGAACUCUUGUAGAUGAGAAGUUGAUAUCGCGUUUUAUGAACGUUGUAUCAAUCUGUCAUUUUCAUUAAUCGAAGUAUUCUAUUUCGUUCCU
Messenger RNA from Arabidopsis lyrata subsp. lyrata, 2765 nucleotides. RefSeq names its product UPF0725 protein At3g44770. The transcript has 2 exons. The record is from RefSeq and is a predicted model, not a curated record. Lineage: Eukaryota; Viridiplantae; Streptophyta; Magnoliopsida; Brassicales; Brassicaceae. Bases 545 to 2392 code for a protein of 615 amino acids.